AUGACCCAACCACGAAACGUUGCCGGGCUUGGGCGUCUCCCGUUAUUUGGCGCCCCUAAAAUGGAUGAUGGCACAGAAAGGAACGCGCAUAGGGCCGCUGCCUGGGGGUCGCCGGACGCGGCAGCAUGCGGGCCGCCAGCCGAGCGCGAGGAGCUGCAUGAUCACCUAGCAGCCCCUCACAUCCAUCAUCCCCACCAGAAGGAUUGGUGUCGGCUGGGUCUUCUCGAACUCAGCAAGCGACACCCGCCGCUGGUGGAGCACGUCGCAUGCUUUGGACAAAAUCUAUGA
Messenger RNA from Parnassius apollo (apollo), 288 nucleotides. NCBI's taxonomy places the organism in Eukaryota, Metazoa, Arthropoda, Insecta, Lepidoptera, Papilionidae. The record is from the annotation of a GenBank genome assembly.